UGAAGUUAUCCGGUUGGAGCUUAAACCGAUCCACAAUAAAUCCGACCCGAAAUCCUUAGGUCUGUUAAAAUUAUAAGCCCCCAAACCCUAGCAGCUCCUCUGCCAUUUAUCUUCUCUGCGCCAAAAUAUCGAAGAGUGAUAUAGAGAGAUGGUGCAAUAUAGCUUUAAGAAGAUAACUGUUGUACCAAAUGGGAAGGAUUUUAUUGAUAUCAUUCUGUCUCGCACCCAAAGGCAAACACCAACUGUUGUUCACAAGGGCUAUGCCAUUUCCCGUCUCCGCCAGUUUUAUAUGCGUAAAGUGAAGUACACACAGCAGAAUUUUCACGAGAAGCUCACAGCCAUUAUUGAUGAGUUCCCUCGUCUGGAUGAUAUCCACCCUUUCUACGGGGACCUUCUUCAUGUGCUGUACAACAAGGACCAUUACAAGCUUGCUCUUGGCCAAAUAAAUACAGCUAGGAACCUUAUUAGUAAGAUUGCUAAAGAUUAUGUGAAGCUGUUGAAGUAUGGUGACUCAUUAUAUCGGUGUAAGUCUUUGAAGGUUGCUGCUUUAGGUCGCAUGUGUACCGUGAUAAAAAGGAUUGGUCCAAGUUUGGCUUAUCUAGAGCAGAUCAGACAACACAUGGCAAGGCUGCCUUCAAUUGACCCAAAUACUCGGACAAUCUUGAUUUGUGGCUAUCCUAAUGUUGGUAAAAGCUCAUUUAUGAACAAGAUCACCAGGGCGGAUGUGGAUGUCCAACCUUAUGCAUUCACCACGAAGUCACUUUUUGUGGGUCAUACAGAUUAUAAGUACCUCAGGUACCAGGUGAUUGAUACACCGGGGAUUUUGGACAGGCCGUUUGAAGAUCGUAACAUUAUUGAGAUGUGUAGUAUUACCGCUCUAGCCCACCUACGAGCUGCAGUGUUGUUCUUCUUGGACAUCUCAGGCUCAUGUGGCUAUAGCAUUGCCCAACAGGCUGCUCUUUUUCACAGCAUCAAGUCUCUUUUUAUGAAUAAACCAUUGAUCAUUGUCUGCAACAAGACUGAUUUGCAGCCUCUUGAUAGGUUAUCUGAGGAAGACAUGAAGCUUGUAAUGGAAAUGAAAGCUGAAGCCAUUAAGACUGUGAUGGGUCAAGGAGGAGAGCCUUCAAAUGAAGAGGGAGUACUGUUGACAAUGAGCACUUUGACUCAGGAUGGAGUGAUUGCUGUGAAGAAUGCAGCUUGUGAGAGGUUAUUGAAUCAGAGGGUGGAAUUGAAGAUGAAAUCAAAAAAGAUUAAUGACUGCCUCAAUAGGUUUCAUGUUGCUAUCCCAAAGCCACGUGACCAGAAGGAGAGGCCACCUUGCAUACCUCAGGCAGUUUUGGAAGCUAAAGCUAAGCAAGCAGCAGAGCAGGAGAAGAGAAAGACAGAAAAGGAUUUGGAGGAUGAAAAUGGAGGUGCUGGUGUUUACUCUUCUAAUUUGAGGAAGAACUAUAUUUUGGCCAAUAAUGAAUGGAAGGAAGAUAUAUUGCCUGAAAUUCUUGAUGGUCAUAAUGUGUAUGACUUCAUUGAUCCUGAUAUCUUAUUAAGGCUUGAAGAGUUGGAAAGAGAAGAGGGUCUUCGGCAAGCAGAAGAAGAAGAUACUGAAUUUGAAAUGGAUGGUAAUGAAUUGUCCCCUGAAGAGCAAGAAGCACUGGCUGCAAUCCGUAAAAAGAAAAGUUUGCUCAUUCAACAACAUAGGAUCAAGAAAAGCACUGCAGAGAGUCGACCCACUGUACCAAGAAAGUUUGACAAGUACAGGGAGUUUACAACAGAGAGAAUGGGCAGACAGCUGUCAAAUAUGGGGCUGGAUCCAUCUAUGGCAAUUAACCGUGUUCGCAGCAGGUCAAGAGGCCGGAAAAGGGAGAGGUCAUUUGAUAGAGGAGAUGAUGGUGGUGAGGCUAUGGAUAUGGAUGUUGACCGACCAAAUAAGAUGCUACGUGUGAGGUCUAGGUCCCUGUCAAUGUCAAGGUCAAGGUCACGAUCGCGGCCUCCAAGUGAAGUUGUACCAGGAGAGGGCUUCAAGGACUCUGCUCAAAAGGUAAAGGCACAUAAACUAGCAAAGAAAUCUGUUAAGAAGAGGAACAAAGAUGCUCGUCGUGGAGAGGCUGAUAGAGUUAUUCCUACAUUGAAACCAAAACAUUUAUUUUCUGGGAAACGCUCCAUUGGAAAAACUCAAAGGCGUUAGACAACUAAAGGUCUUCGGAAGUAUUGCCUGGUGAUGACUGUGGAGGGGUCUUAGUUUUCCUUUGUGGGCAGGUUUUCUGCAGCAACUAUGAAUAUGAGAUUCUUGGGCUAAAAUGUUCUGGGGAUUGAUAAGCAGCUAAUGUUGUACCUCCCACAGGACUAGGUACCAGGGUUCUGCUUCUAUCACUGACUCCUACUUGUUUUAGGGGGCUUAUCCCCAUUUGCCCAAAGUUAAAUAUUGUGCGUCUAGUUUUGCACAUGCUUUUAUAUUUAUCCAAUGAGGACUAUGUUGUGCUUUCUUACAGUAAAGUUUUUGCCUUAGUCAUUGAGUUUAA
Messenger RNA from Durio zibethinus, 2516 nucleotides. RefSeq names its product nucleolar GTP-binding protein 1-like. The record is from RefSeq and is a predicted model, not a curated record. Lineage: Eukaryota; Viridiplantae; Streptophyta; Magnoliopsida; Malvales; Malvaceae. Gene Ontology annotation, molecular function: GTP binding.